GGGAUUGAAUUGCAGCAAUACGAAAUGAAGUUUCUAAAGGUCCAUUGGUUCUUCAGAAAUUAUUGAACGACUUUGGUCAAAACUGAUGACUAGAAAGGUCUAUUUUAUUUUCAAUUGGUUUGUUUCGUUGAAAGCACAAACAACAUUUUAAUAUUGUUAUAAUUAAUGAUCUUAUGAGAAUUUUGUUUCGGAAAAAACCAACUUCGUUAGUUACUAACUUUCAAGCAAAUGUAAGCAACAUUUGUGAGUCAUAUGAUGUGAAGAAAAAGGAUAAUUUGGAAAAUAUUGAAUAUUGUAAAAUAGAAUAUACAAAUUCAGCUGAAAAGGAUGUUAUAUCAGAUGUUCAAUCAUCAAGUCUAAAUUAUAAUUCAUCUUCUCAUCCUUCGCCGAUCAAUAAUAAUGAAAAGAAUAAUUUAACAAAAGAUAAAAACUAUGAAUAUAAAGUUAAUGAAGAUUUAUCAUGUUUAACUGGAUCAAAUUUAUGUGAAAAAGAGAAUUUAUCAAGUCAUAUAAACAGUGAACCAUUAACAAAUACUACUACUCAAUGUUUAAAUGGACAAAAAUUAAAAAUACAUGAAAAUGAUUCAUUAAAACCAGUGGAAAAUGUUAACAAACUAAUAUCUAAUAAAAAUGAAUUGACAAAAGAAGUUACACAAAUUACCCAUUCAAAAUUAUCUACCUUUCCUAUUAUAAAUAACAAUAAUAAUAAUAAUAAUAAUAAUAAUAAUAAUAAUAAUAAUAAUAAUAACAAUAAUAAUAAUAACAAUAAUAAUGAAAAUAAAUUAUUGCGACGAAUUAAAACUGAGCGUCACUAUAAUCAUAAUAAUGUACAAUUUAAUACAAUUGAAAAAAAUUGUCAGUUAUCAACAGAACGUUUAAAAAUAGCUAAAGAUGAAGUUGAUGAAGCAAUAAAAAGUCGAAAAAUAUUUUCUGUUCUUGGUCCUUAUAAUCGUAUCAGAAAAGCAUUACGAACUCGUGGAUGGAUUGAGAAAUUUGAUGUGAAUAUUGGACCACCAGGACAAACUACACAGGAAUUAAAGAAAACUAUACGAUCGAUUACUAAUGUGAAAACUGUACGAAAUUCCAAUUCGUCUUCGAAUGAUACAACACUAGAAGAUUCUGAAGAUGGCGAUUCAGAUGAUGAUGUGACUGCUGUGAACGAGGAAAAACAACGUGUUCAACCGUGGGAAGAAGAUAGUGGAUACUAUGGAUUAUUGUCACGUAUGGUUCGUUCAGAGUUGCCAAGAUUUAUUUGGUCAUUACGUAAAAAUCAAGUUGAUUUUCAAAACCUUCAAAAAGAUCAAAUCAUCAAUCAUCACAGUGGUGCACCAUUUACAACUAAGGUUGGACUAUGCAGACAAUUACGUCAAAUAAGAUGGUUUGCUGACUGUAAUGCUGAUUACUUUUUCCCGCGUUGUUAUAUCCUCAGUGAAGAAGAUGAUCGGCAAUCCUUUAUAUAUGAUUUUAGAUUAACAGCAUGUAUAUCCAUCGUAAAAAUGGUUGCAAAUCUAAUUUCUGAUGUUCAUCAAUUAGAUUCAGUUAUAAUUCAAUCCAAACCUAAAAAUGUUUAUGAUAUGAAUAAUUUAGGUGAGACUAAUGAAAAUGUAAAUGAUACAAAGGAUUCUAACGUUCUGGAAAUUGAAAGUUCCCCAAAUAUUGAUUUAUCCAGAGAUAAUACUUUAUCUUUUUUAAAUAACACAAUAUCCUAUAAAAAAGUUUGGAAUAUAAAUUUACCACCAAGCGAUUUGUUGAACAAUUUUGAAAUUCCAGAUGAAAUUAUGGAAUUUUCUAUGUUUCAAUGUCAAGAAUUUCUUAAAACCAAGUAUCAUGACGAUCUUGACAAGUCAAGUAAACAAUCAUUUUCUUCUGAAUAUCCUUGGGAUAAAUUUUUAUCUUGGUAUUAUCAAAUAAUAAAAAUGCCUCAUUUACUUAUGACAGCUAAACAUUUAUCAUCUCAUUGUCAAUAUCUUUGUAAAUUACUUAAAAAAUAUUGUCCACAAUUUGAUAUGGAUGGAUUGCGUAAUGUUUGGAUUGUAAAACCUGGUGCGAAAUCAAGAGGGAGGGGUAUUGUUUGUCAUGAUCAAUUAGAUGAUAUUUUAAAAAUUGUACAAGGUAGUGUAUUUCUUACUGAAGCACGUUAUAUUGUACAAAAAUAUAUUGAAAGACCAUUAUUAAUAUACAGAACAAAAUUUGAUAUUAGACAAUGGUUUCUUGUAACUGAUUGGGCACCCUUAACUGUUUGGUGGUAUCAAGAUUGUUAUUUAAGAUUUUGUUCUCAGGAAUUCACUUUGAAUGAUUUCAGUGAAUCAAUACAUCUUUGUAACAAUUGCAUACAACAUAAAUAUAAAAAUGGACUUAGAUCAUUGAACUUACCAGAUGAAAAUAUGUGGACCUGGGAACAAUUUCAAACUUGGCUAACUGAACAAGGUCAACCAAAUUUAUGGACAGAGAAAAUUCAACCAGCAAUGAAAAAUGCUGUUCUAAAUGUACUUUUAUCUUCACAGGAAUCAAUCGAACCUAGAAAAAAUUGUUUUGGUCUAUAUGGAGCAGAUUUCCUGUUAACUGACAAUGAUUACAGAAUAUGGCUUAUAGAAAUUAAUUCAAGUCCAUGUAUGUCACCGAGUACAUCUGUUACAGCUGUAUACACUGCUAGUGUAUUAGAAGAUACGUUGAAAGUUGUUUUAGAUAGAAAAUACAAUCGUAACUCGGAUGUUGGACGUUUUGAAUUACUGUAUAGACAACCGUUUCAUAAUCCAUCUAAUAUGUACACUGGUAUGGAACUUUAUGUAAUUGGAUCAAAAAUAAGUAAACCACAGUUGGAAAAUACAUCUAUUCUACGUUGUUUUAAUAAAGCGACACUUGAUUUCAAUGGUCAGUCAUUAUCAAAUCCAAAAGUCAAUGUUAUGUCAAAAAUUAUUAGAGAUAAAAAGAAUACAUCUCCUAUUGUCAUAAGGCAAAUGAAAUCACAAACACGAAAAGAAAUUAAGCCAUCAAAUAUAGGUCAUGAGUAUGCAUGCGCGGAAAUAGUUAAAGGAAUGAACAGUUUAUUACCACCUAUGAAGUGUGGAAAAUUUUCAAGUGAUAAUCAGUCAACUGUGAACACAAAUACUGAUAAUCCAGUCAAACAUUUACAAUCAGUAAAGGAAACAAGAAAAGAUUCACGAUCAAAAUCUUGCAAAUAUGUAAAUGAAAUGAAAAUUUGCAAUGUUGCUACUCUUUCAAAUGUUGUAAAAACUAUUGGGUCUUUGACUGGCUUGGAAUCUGGUGUUUGUCUAUCAAAAUACAACGAUGAUAUUUCACAUGAUGACAAUCUUUUAAAAUCAAGCCGAUCGGAGUAUUGUCUAAAAUCAUCUCUAGAAGAAUUGGUUAAAUCGAGAUCACUCAUAAAUUCCCCUGUUAUUUCAAAUGUUAAAGAUUCCUCUACAUCCAACUUUAAUCAAUCGAGGCUACAACAAGUGAAUAAAGGUGAGCUGAAUCAGUAUACUGAAUAUGAAACAUACACUAACACAAAUCUAUAUUCUUCUCACAAAAGUAUACAUAGUAAAAAUAAAAAUUCACAGUCAUCAUCAUUAUUAUUACCUAAAAUAGACAAAGGUCGAAAUCCAGAUUCUAGUAUAAAACUAGUUAGUUUGAAUUUAAAUCGACCGAGAUCAUUGAAUAAAAUAAAGAGAUUAUCAUUAAAACUUGAACAUCGAAACAAAAAGUUGAAUGUUAACACAAUACAUGAUACAACUUCACCUAAUUCCAAUUCAACACAAACUAAUUCAAUUAGAUAUUUAUAUGAAAAGAAACUAUCCAAAGGACAAUUACAUUUUGAAGAGAUUAUAACAAACAAUGAUAAGCAACUGAUUAAUAGACCAAAUAAAUUGCCAACAAUUGGUAAAAUCAAACCUGAAUCUUCACAUCAAUCAUUAAAUUAUCAGUCUACACUUACUAUAGAUCAACUAGAUACAAAUUAUAUGCAGAAAAUGCCUACUUAUAAAAAUUAUGUUGAUAAAAUCAAAUUGAACAUUUUACAAUUUAAUGAAGGAGACAAUCAUGUGAAGCAUAUUAGUCAUGAAAAAUCAAAUCAUAAUAAGUUGUAUAAACAUUUACAGAAAAGAUGUAUCAUUCUGCGUAAAAUGAAAAAAAUUAGAAAGUCACCAGCAGUACAAAGAAAAGUAUCAACUUGUCAAUCACAGUCAAAACUUUCUAAAGUUUUAAUAGUAAAUCAAAGAUCAGCAGAUUUAACUAUAAAAGAUAAUUCUUCAAUGAAUUUAGAUGAAGUUUACAAAUGCCGAAAAUUGAAGGACAGUAGUGAUAAUAAUACUACUAAUGAUAAGAAUACUGAUCGUAAUAAUAAACUUAAUGCUAGUAACUGUGAUUCCGGAAUUAAUUCUGGUGACAGUAUCACUUUGGAUAGUAAUGAUCCAAAUAAAAUCUCAAAGAUCAUUACUUCUUCACCAAAAUCGUCUCUCAAGCAAAGUUCCACAGAUUCAGGAUUUGAUGAUGAGAUAUCAACUCAAUCGAAAACCUUUUUACCACUAGAUAAUUUUUCGGCAGUUAUUACCAACAGGAAUAAUAGUGAUAAAAAAUCGAUAUCUAAUGAUAUUUCACUUUGUAGGUUUAUUCAUUCUAGUAAAAUGUUCGUUAAUUGUCGUAACACAGAUGACAUAAAAUUUUACAGGUAUAAUAUUAAUGUGACUAGUAAUACAACAUCAAAUGUCUCAACUAUGAAAAAUGUAACGCAAGAUAAUAUAGCAUACGCGCCAAAUUCAAAUAUUUCACCAAUUAUAAACAAUCCAACGAAUCAAUUUCCAUCAUCAUAUCGCCGACCAUUAUCAUGUUCAAAUAAUAAAUGGAUAAUGAAUAAUUUGUCCUUAUCAACAUCAUCAUCAUUAUCUCCGCCAUCAUCUUUGACAAUUGUUUCUUGCAAACUUCAUAAUGUGAAAAAUAAAUUCACAAUAAACAAUUAA
Molecule: messenger RNA, 4955 nt
Organism: Schistosoma margrebowiei
Lineage: Eukaryota; Metazoa; Platyhelminthes; Trematoda; Strigeidida; Schistosomatidae
Source: the annotation of a GenBank genome assembly